AUGGCUGCAUACGGGGGACAGCCACCUGCACUGAGGCUGCGAGCCGGGAUCCUCCGUCAACGUCACACGGGCUCUGACAACGUUGCUCACCGCCUUGGGCGCUCCCCUACAGUGGUGCCGUCCGAGGAGGCGUUGCAAAGAACAACAUUGCAGCAGGAGGCACCCCUGUCCUCCUCCGCCUCCUCCGGACACACCGCUGCAAACAAGCACAGCGAAGCAAUGAGCAUCCGUGCGCUCGCUAUAACGUCAGACAGCAACGUGUUGGCAGCAUCUGGAGACGGUGGGCACAUCGAGGUGUGGGAUUUGUGUGCCCCUGUCGGCACCGUGGGCCCAGUGCACACCAUCCGAAACGCACACGGCAAUAACACCACUGUGCGUGCCCUGUGCAUGUCGCCAAACGACGAGUUCAUCGUCUCUGGUGGCGUUGAUGACAAGAAGGUCAAGUUGUGGCGGCUGCAUCGAACACGGGCUUCCCCAAAUCAAGAAAGACACGCCGGGUCGCGGGCGCUUCUUGUGACUGCUUCGCCCACGAGCAGUGCGUCGGACACCCCACAUGGUGCCCGUCAAACGGACAUCCGUGUGGAUCACACGCCAAUCGUUCUCGAUGCUGUGGGGAAGGUGCGCUCUGUAUUGGCGUGGCCAGCCACCGAUGUGUCUUUGGGCGAGGCACAAGCGGGUACAUUCUUCGUCGCCUGCGGCUGCACAGACAAGCACGUGCGCAUCUGGAAAUGCACACCACCUGCAGUCCACGGCGAACAGUUGACAAUCGACGAAACGCCUCACGUCCUCCACGCAAAGGCUGGAGUUCGCUGCAUGGCAUAUGAUCCGACGUACCAGAAUCUCUUCGUCGGCAACAAGCAAAACGAGAUCGAGUUGUGGAAAUUGGGGUCUGAUCCAACAGGCGUGGGCGAACACAGCACUGUCCACUUCACUGGACACACGGGUUGGCUCAAUGCGCUGGAGGUCUCGCAGGAUGGGCGAUGGCUUGUCUCUGGCAGCGGAGACAAGACCAUCAAAGUAUGGAAUGUAUUCCUUGAGGUUGACUCGCCCACCUUCAAAGUCACCCCGCUCGCAUCCACCGCCGCCACGGCACCGUCGUCCCGCACGCAAUCUUCGAUGGACGUACGCACCUUGACGCCCCCACCACCAUCCACCUCCCAACAUGACCAGCGCGACAAUCACGAACAACAAAAACAACAACAACAACAACAACAACAACAAGCACAGUCAUUGCGGUACGGCAGAUGUGCUGCGACACUGCGUGGGCACACCAGCUGGGUCAACGCUAUUGGCUUGUCGCGGGAGAGCAAGGGGUUGACCCGAAUCAUUUCCGGGUCCUGGGAUGGCGAAAUCAAAAUCUGGAUCGUGGAGACACAAGACUGCCUCGCCACGCUCACCGCCGAGACAGUCAACACGCCCGCCCUCGUUGUGUGUCCUCACGAUGACCGCUACUUCAUCUCUGGGAGCAUCAGCGGCUGCAUCCGUAUGUGGGACCAGCACUUGACCACAGAAGCCAUGUCAACACACCAUUCCGGGCGCCUGGCAAGUGUGGUUGUGUCACCCGACAGCCAGCACGUCGCCAUGUGCUGCGGCAACAACAUCCUCGUUCGUCAUAUGGACGCAGCUGCCCGCUUGCAACUCUACGCUGCAUCGAAACCCACAGUCAGCAAUGGCAAAGUCUGCACGCAGGGUGCUGGCUUGGAUGAUACCGCCACCCAAGCAACAUACUCUCGAAGAACGCACGCGCACACUGGCCACGACAGCCGCCUUCAGGAUGCUGAUCACGGUGCUCGCGAUACACACGCAUAUGCGGUGCAAGAGACGCAGCUUCCAGCACAGCCGAUACACGCGUGGGAAGCGGAGCACAAGGCCGAAACUGGUACAGCACAGCACUCAACCAUGAGCACGAUGUCAUCGCAUGCGGUGUUGGAGGAGCUGACAUGCCCUGCUUUGAGCGAGGGCAAGUUCACGUGCGUGCGCUACUCGUGUGAUGGACAGCGACUCUUUGCCGGACACGAAUCUGGACAAAUCUUCGUUGCACACCGCCUCCACUCACCUUCUCCAGACCACCACCAACAGCAGCAGCAGCAGCAGCAGCAGCAGCAGCAAGAGCAGCAAGAGCAACACCUGCAUGACGCGCCUGCAGCGCAGCGCUUGUUUGGCCCACUUUGCGCAUUCACCACCGAACGUGACACGAAUGACGCCCAUCACGCUGCAGAGAUGCGUGCUAUGGCUGUGUCAUCGCGGCUGGUGGUGACGGGCGACCGCGGCACUGAGUCCGGGAACCUCUGCCCCACCCUCUCUGUUUGGGAUAUCGACACGGGACAGCGACUCGCACGCCACGAGCUGCCAGCACUGCAGAAGGUCAACUGCAUUGCCAUUUCACCCGAUGAAACCCUCAUUGCUGUCGGCUGCGGCGACGUUAGCCUGCGCAUCUUCUCUUGGUCAUUCCCCCCUCAAUUCCACCACCACCACCAACAACAACAACAACAACAGCAGCAGCAGCAGCAGCAGCAGCAGCAGCAGCAGCAGCAGAACGACCCCAAAAAUAGCGACAGCGACAGCAUGGCGCCUUAUGGUGAGCUGCGAGAGCGCCUGAACACGGCACCAAGCACUAACAACCCUGCCAGCGGAAGCAACAUGAGCAAGAAGCGUGGCAGACGGCACAGGGUGCUGGGUGCAUUGUCUUCGCCACCACCAGCGUCCAGAAAUGGACACCGCGGCCGCGUUUCAUCCCUGCUCUUUCUCUCCGAUGGAAGCAAGGCAUUUGUCUCUGGAAGCGACGACAACACCAUCAAGCUGUGGCGGGUGUAUCGACACAGCGGCAAUGGUGAUGUCCAUGAUGAUGACGAUCAUGAUGACGAUCAUGACGGUGGAAAUGGUGAUGCUGUGCGAGAGGACGAGGAGGUGACCAUCGCAUGCCGGGCGACUCUGGAGGGGCACGCAGCCAACGUCACGUCGCUGUCUCUCUCGCCCAAUGACAAAUUCCUCGUCACCGCGAGCCAGGACACCACCGUCAAGGUGUGGCUCAUCGACACAUCCACGCCGCGCUGUUUCCUGUCGCUCAAAGGCCACACCAGCAUUGUCACUUCUGUGUGCGUGGCGCCAUCAGGGGAAUACGUUGCAUCCGGCAGCCACGAUCAGAACAUGAACGUGUGGCCGCUGCCUCAGCUCAUGCACCCAGACAGCUUCCAUGGGCUGCCGCACCUGCCCACCUUCGUGCUCCGUGGCACCAUCGAUCACGACAGGCUUGAUCCCAUGCCCGAGAAUCGGCUGAGUACGCUUCGCAACGCCCUCACUGCGUUCCCGCUGACCCUGCUCUUUCCCGUCCCUGUUGCAUCCCAUCAUGCCAGGGGCACCCGCCGUCCAGUCGGCGGCACAAGUGCGCUCUUGACCUUUGCCAACCGUACUGGUGUUGUCAAUGUGCGUGGCCCCACCAGCAACAACAACGACGCCAGCACACGCACACGCCUCCUGAUCCCCUCUGGCUACAUGACUUACAACUAUUCUGCUGCUGCUACAACGGCAGCCUGGCAGAAGCCUGUGGCGAUGAUGACGCCGUUGGCGUGGGCAGCACAGGACGACCGAUAUCUUGACAUUCUGCGCGUGAUGCUGGAGACGCCUGCGCUGCCGCUGCUUGAGCUGGACGAUGUCAACGGUGUGGAACACAUGUUUCACGUGGCAGUCAACUCAGGCCACGCCUCCGAUGCAACGCUCAAAGUGGUGGCAGAGAAGCUGGUACAGGGCGCGCGUGCACGCGACGCAGGCGUGGAACGACCCGAGCUGCCCAUCUUCUGGCGCCUGUCGCUCGCUAGCCUGGACACGUGCGUUGGUGUGGGGACUCAACAUGAUGCGUCCCUCGCCACGGCAGGGGCCGACGACGCAGCGCCUCUGCCAUGCUGGGGCCUGUGCAAAACCGGCCCGCUGAAGAUGGCGUGCCACGCCCCCUUUGUGGAUGACAUGAUGGCUUGCAUCAGGCAUCACAAGGGCGUCGCUCGGGAGCUGUUGCGUGGACUUGGGCUUGUUCUCGUCAGGGCCGAAGCGCCAGUUGAUCACAGCAAUGGCAAGAUUGAUCCAUAUUGGCCAUCACAGCAUCUGUUCGUGCUUGACAGCAGCAAGGACCCCAUCCAAGUCACGACGCUAUCCCCCCACCAACGCUAUGGGUGGUGGACGUGGUUUGGGCAGGCACUGCACUGGCUGAGCUUCUGUCGAGCUGGUCGCGACGGUGGGCACCACCAGCAGCAACAGCACCAGGAGAACGAGCAGAAUCAGCCGUUGUAUGCUGCGGAAGACUAUGCCAUCCGCAAGAAGGCGCGUGCACGGGACGUGCGUGUGGUACCACUGCCGUACGCAAGCAGGUGGCUGCUGGGCGCAUUGGUGGCGACCGGAGAUGCGUCCCUGUUCGACAACGACAUUGCCCGCGCACUGAUUGAGUUCAAGUGGAAGCGACGCGGGCAACGCGAGUUUCUGCAGCAGUUGUUUGUGUAUCUGAUCAGCCUGGUGUGUGCAACCGCCAUGGUGUUCACCAUCAAUUUGAACGGUGCGGCCGCUGACACGCUGUUGGUAUCCGGCACGCGCACAGAGCAAGCGUCUGUGUUUCUUUCCUUGGUGUUGCUGCUUAUUUGCCUGAAGGACGCGCGGUAUGAGGCCCUGCAGCUUCGACACGACGUGGACGCAUACCUGCGCGAUGUGUGGAACUGGGUGGACGCUGGAAAUGUCAUUGUCACCUUUGUGACAUGCACCACGUACCUGAUUGGGUGGCAGCAUGCUCGCGCCUGGCUGGCUGGGUGUGUGUUCAUGCGCUGGUACGGCCUGCUGUACUUUCUUCAAGCAUUCCAGUCCACAGGCCCGCUCGUGCGCAUGAUAGUCGCCAUCGGUUAUGACAUCCGCUACUUCCUGGUGGUGUUGUGCAUCAGUAUCAUUGCGGCCUGGAUAGCCGCACAGGCGCUUCUUCGUGACGACAAAACUCUCACGUCCACGGCCCUGCAGGAUGAAGCAAACGGACUGCUCUUCACCUUCACCACGCUCAUCCUGGUGGAUGUUGAUCUUGACGCGCUCUCGGGCGAGUACAGGUCGUUUCUGCGCGUCCUCUUUGUGGUGUCGACGGUGCUGGUGCCGCUCGUGCUGCUGAACCUGCUGAUUGCGCUCAUGUCUGACUCGUACGAGCGCAUCAAGGAUCAUGCAGACAUCGAGUUCCAGCUGCUGCGCGCACGCAUCUUGCUUGAGCAAGAAGUGUUUAUGAGCGACGGGCAGCGUGACGAUCCAAACUUGUUCCCAAAGUGGCUGUACCGGCUGGUUGGUCGCGAACACGCAGGUAGGAUCUCGCGUCACGGCGAGUGGCAGGGUGUUCUGCACGACAUCAAGGACAACACGGCCAAGAGCGUGGAGAGCGCGACAACACAGCUUGAGCGACGCAUACACGUGCUUGAGCGGCGAUUGCUUGCGUCUGUGCGCAACACAGCUACCGCUGUCCACCAGGCUGUCGCCGACACUCGUUAUAACGAUGAGAAACGGUUCUACGACAGUGGUCGGAACAGCCACCAUUUACACCGCUGCCACCACCAUACCCUCAACAACGAUGAUGGUGUGCAUGAUGAGGACGACAGCGACAAUGAGUUGUACAACUCUCGUGACGAGCACUGGCGCAGACCUUGGUAG
Salpingoeca rosetta is the source of this 5658-nucleotide messenger RNA. Its product is annotated as WD-40 repeat protein. Gene Ontology annotation, molecular function: monoatomic ion channel activity; protein binding. The record is from RefSeq and is a predicted model, not a curated record. The transcript is spliced from 2 exons. The coding region runs from base 1 to 5658 and encodes 1885 amino acids. Lineage: Eukaryota; Choanoflagellata; Craspedida; Salpingoecidae. Gene Ontology annotation, biological process: monoatomic ion transport; transmembrane transport. Gene Ontology annotation, cellular component: membrane.